UUAAAUUGAUUAAUUAUACUCGUCGCCUCUGUUCCGCCCCCAAACCCAAGGAAAACCAUCAUCAGCCGCUCUCUCUCUCUCUCGGCUCUCCACUUCGGCCUCCGCCUCGCUCCCACCCCAAAUUCCUCCACGGCUGGCGGCCUGAAGCCCUAGGCCACCGCCGGGACCCAAGAGCAAGCAUAUAGACGCUGCGAUCGGAAGCAGCAGUAGCCGCCGCCAUGCAGGGCUUCCCCGGCGGCGUCCCCGAUCCGCAGCAGCUCCAGGCCACCAUGCUCGCCAUCGAGCAGGCCUGCUCCCUCAUCCAGGUGCACAUGAAUCCGGCUGAAGCGGAAAAAGUUCUAAGUUCACUCCAUUCAUCUCUGAUGCCUUAUCAAGCAUGCAGAUUUAUUCUUGAGACAUCCCUAAUGCCAAAUGCGAGAUUCCAAGCUGCUGGAGCAAUUGGUGAUGCUGCAAUAAGGGAGUGGGGAAUUUUAACAGAUGACAACAAAAGAAGCCUAAUACUAUAUUGUUUGAACUACGUUAUGGAGCAUGCAGGUUCCCCUGAUGGCUACGUGCAAUCAAAAGUUUCUGCUGUGGCAGCUAGGUUACUAAAAAGAGGCUGGCUUGAGUUUCCGGAUCAAGAAAAAGGUGCUAUCUUCUUUGAGGUUGAACAGUCCAUCCGGGGCAUGCACGGGCCUAAUCGACAGUUUGCUGGGAUCAACUUCUUAGAAACCUUGGUUUCAGAGUUUUCCCCUUCAACUGCUUCUUCUAUGGGCCUGCCUAAGGAGUUCCAUGACCAAUGCCAAUUGUCACUUGAAGUGAAGUUUCUGAAGGACUUCUAUUGCUGGGCACAAGCUGCUGUAUUCAAUACCGCAGACAAAAUCUUGAAUUCAAAUGUAACUAUACCCGAGGAGAAAGCAUGUUCGGCGGCAUUGCGCCUCAUGCUUCAAAUUUUAAGCUGGAGCUUCAAGCCAACUUUGGAACAUGAGAAUUUAGAUGCCAAAAUAAAAUCUGGUUUGAGGAGCGAUGCCAUAAAUCUGAGGAAAUUCGAACGUUCAUUGGUGAAGCCAGGGUCUUUGUGGACUGAUAUUCUUAUAUCAAGUGCACAUACUAUCUGGGUUUUGAACUUCUAUACUACCCUGCGUCAGAAGUACUCGUAUGAUACACUAUGGGGUGAUUCUCCUAUUGCUGUCUCUUGCAGACAGCUCAUAGUGCAAUUAUGCUCCUUGGCAGGCGCUGUUUUUCCUAAUGAUAAUGGAGAUGCACAAAUUGAACACUUUAUGCACAUACUAUCCGCUGUUAUCUUGUGGAUUGAACCUCCGAAUGUCAUUGCGGAAUCAAUUCGAAAUGGAGGAAGUGAAAGUGAGUUCAUAGAUUCUUGCCAUGUCCUGCUUUCAGUGGCAUCUUUGACUAGUAGUUCACUUUUUGACAACCUCCUGAAAUCGAUAAGGCAAUAUGGCACAAUUAACCUGCUUUCUGCUUUGACAUCCGAAGCUGUCAAGUCUGUUCUGGAUAACCAGAAUGAAGAAGAAACAUGGGGUUCAGAUGCUCUAGAUAUAUUGUUAGAAACAUGGAAUGUUAUUCUGGGGGAAGCUUGUGCUGAUAAAAGUCCUAUGUCAGCUGAUGGAGCACUUGCAGCUUCAAAUUUGUUUAAGAUAAUUGUGGAGUCACAUUUGAAGGCUGCUGCUGAUUCUGCAUUUGAGGAUAGUGACGAUGCUGAAUACUUUCAUGUUUCUGUUUCAAAGCGUGAUGAGCAGUUGGCCUUGUAUGCUCUGAUUGCACGAGCAGCUGCUGACACCACCAUACCCUUUCUUGAGCAACUAUUUUCUGAGCGAUUUGCACGGCUAAGCCAGCAGAGAGAUGUCGAAAAUGAUCCCACUCGAACAUUGGAGGAGCUGUAUUGGCUGUUGCUGAUUACCAGUCAUGUCCUAACUGACUCAGGCGAAGGAGAAACACUGCUUAUUCCUGAAGCUUUGCAGGUGGGAUUCACCAAUGUAGUUGAAGUAGCUCAACAUCCUGUAGUUACGUUGUCAUGGUCUAUAAUAAAUUUUUCAAGGCAAUGUCUAGACCCAGGAAUUAGAGGGAGGUACUUCAGUCCCCGGCUCAUGGAGGCGGUGAUUUGGUUCCUGGCCAGAUGGGUUGCAACCUAUUUAGUACCGCUUGAUGUGAGUAGAGAAAUUGACAGUGUGGGUAGACAUGGAUCCCAGCAUUCUAGAAAAUUGCUAAACAGUUUUGCGUGGGACAAUAACCAAGGGGAGCUUGUUCUUGAUUUUGUUGCUCUCAUGUCAAUGGUGGCACUUACUACAUAUCAGGGCGAAAUUGAGCUGCAGACACUUACAUGCCAAAAACUACUUGCUUCAGUUGUUCGACGGAAACACACAUGUGCUUAUGUUGUUCAGUUGGACUCAUGGCGUGACCUUACAAGGGCUUUUGCAAGUGGGCGUUCUUUAUUUUCAUUGAGUGGACGUUUACAGGUAAGUGUUAUAUGCACUCACCAUGCAGUUUUAACUUAUGCUUUCAUUUGUGAAGACCUUAUGCUUUUGUUACUACUUACCACACCUUCACAGAGAUCUCUAGCAGAAACACUUGCAUGUGCAGCUUCCUGCAUCAAAGAUCCCGAAGCAUCUGUGCAGUAUUUGAGAGACCUCAUGGGACCAGUCGCAGGAUGCCUAGUAGAAAAUGCUAGUAGGAGUGAUCUUAAAUCUGUUGCACAUCAACCAGAUGUUAUCUACAUGGUCUGUUGCCUAUUGGAACGGCUAAGAGGAGCUGCUAGAGCUACUCAGCCUCGCACUCAAAAGGUUCUGUUUGAGAUGGGUCAUACUGUGAUGAACUCACUCUUGACUCUUCUGGAGGUGUACAAAAAUCAGUCUGAAGUCGUAUACAUGAUACUCAAGUUCGUGGUUGACUUCAUUGAUGGUCAAGCUGUAUUCCUGGAUGGUAAGGAGACAUCAGUUUUGAUGAGCUUUUGCUUACAUCUGCUCCAGAUAUACUCCUCUCAUAAUAUUGGAAAGGUAAUGCUCUCGCUUUCUUCAACUCUGCGAAGUGAAUCACAAUCCGAAAAGUACAAGGAUCUGCGUGCUUUGCUUCGGCUUUUAACAAAUAUCUGCUCAAAGGAUUUGGUGGGUUUCUUAUCUGAUAGCAACAUUGAAGGCUCCCCAGAUAUUGCAGAGGUCAUCUAUGUUGGUCUUGAUAUUGUGACUCCCUUGAUAUCUUUGGAUCUUCUCAAGUACCCUAAACUAAGUCGUGAUUAUUUUGUACUUAUGUCACACUUGUUGGAAGUGUACCCUGAGAAGGUUGCUCACUUAAACAGGGAUGCCUUUGGAAGAAUUACUGGUAGUCUUGAAUUUGGCCUGCGUAAUCAGGAUGGCGAUGUUGUUGAGAGGUGCCUCACAGCAGUAAAUGCCCUUGCCUCGUACCAUUUCAAAGAAAGAUUUGGAGGCAGAGGAGGGCUUGGCUCGCAGGUUAUGGAAUCUGAAGGAUCGAAUGGCAAACUUCAGGAAAGCAUAUCAAGUCACUUCUUGAGGCUUCUCCUGCAACUACUUCUGUUUGAAGAUUUUAGAAUGGAACUAGCAGGUUCUGCUGCAGAUGCUUUGCUUCCUUUACUUUUUUGUGAACAGGAGUUAUAUCAGAGACUGGUCCAUGAGUUGCUUGAGAAACAGCAGAAUCCGACUAUAAAAUCAAGGCUGGCACUUGCUUUCCAUAACCUGACAAGUUCAAACAAUCUCUCAAGCACCCUUGACCGGCCAAACAGGCAGAAAUUUCGGAAAAAUCUCCGGGUUUUCUUAGGCGAGGUCUCGGGCUUCAUGCAGAUAAAGUAGAUGGGGAGUGACAUGAAAGCAUUGAUGUCUGGUCGAUCCCCAGAAGUUUUUUCUCCAUUGUGGCAGAGUCCAUGUGUGGCGGAGCCAUGAGCAGGAAUUCUGGCGUUAGAGGUCGAAAACGCAUUCGCCGUUGUGUGUUGAAGGGAGUUCAAACAGAAAUGACAGGAACAUGUCGACGUGUUCCAGGAUCUGUGUCUGGCUGCAUUUGGCGGUGGAGAAUUGGACGCCCUGAGAUGAGAUCGUCGUGUAAAUUUAAUUGGGUCUAGAUGUAAUCAUACAGAAAAGGCGGACAUUUUUUUUAAACGGAGAAGGUGGUCAUUUUGUUGCGACUGCUCAGAUGGAACAGUUUUUUUCUCCCACGUGUAUGGGAGAUACAGCUUAGAAGAAGCGAUUCGGCACCUUGUGGUGCGUAACUUUUGCCCGUCAGGAAACGUGAGACACUGGGCCUGGGGCCUGCUUUUGCAAUGCUCGAUUUUUACUGGACUCCUGUGGGAACCAAGCUGUUUCGUGUAAAA
Triticum aestivum (bread wheat) is the source of this 4312-nucleotide messenger RNA. Its product is annotated as exportin-4. Gene Ontology annotation, biological process: protein export from nucleus. Gene Ontology annotation, molecular function: nuclear export signal receptor activity. NCBI's taxonomy places the organism in Eukaryota, Viridiplantae, Streptophyta, Magnoliopsida, Poales, Poaceae. Gene Ontology annotation, cellular component: nuclear pore; cytoplasm. The coding region runs from base 219 to 3797 and encodes 1192 amino acids. The transcript is spliced from 31 exons. The record is from RefSeq and is a predicted model, not a curated record.